Molecule: messenger RNA, 714 nt
Organism: Hymenoscyphus albidus
Lineage: Eukaryota; Fungi; Ascomycota; Leotiomycetes; Helotiales; Helotiaceae
Source: the annotation of a GenBank genome assembly
AUGACAUCAUCUACUUCUGCGACCGAUAGUCUUGCGAACAAUGCUUCACCCAAGGAUGCUACGAAUCUCCGACCGAAUCCUCUCCCCUCCACAUCCAACCCAGACGCACAAACUACGAAGGCUAAAAAUCUGUACGCGCCUCUUGUGCGAUUUGUAAAGGCGUACGGCGGUGAUGCUGCCUUGAACAAUCUAGCGCAGGAUCUGCCAGCUCUCCAGCCUAUCGACUGGGAAAAGCUUCUACACGCACCCCCAAAGAGCGACUCUCAUGAUUCAAAGGACGAAAGCAUGAUGGGUGAGACGUCAAAGAGUACACCUCAACCAACGUACGUGGAUGGGAUGCCACCAGACCUCAACAUGACGUUUGAGGAGCUGGUCGAAAAGUUGGAAUCUGGUUCUCCAGAGAUUAGAGAGGUUCCGGAUGCCAUUGAAACAUCAAUCAAGCGUCGUUUGGAGACCAUCCUAGAGUCCACUUGCGAAUCGGACCUUGAUACCUACGAUCCGCCUGAACACACUCUGCCACAAAACUUGGUAAGUUGUGACAUCUGCUAUAUCUGCCCUGCUUACGGUUACGUUUGCGUUUCAUACUAAUAUGUAUCCUAUAUCCAGACCAAAGAACAGAAGCUUGAGUUCCUCUCAAGAGAUAUUUCCAUGUGGCUCUACGCGGAAUGGCUUUAUCUUCAAAGUCAAAAGCAAUAUGCUUCGCCAAGUUGUUAG